Gigantopelta aegis is the source of this 2045-nucleotide messenger RNA. Its product is annotated as SCO-spondin-like. Gene Ontology annotation, molecular function: protein binding. The record is from RefSeq and is a predicted model, not a curated record. NCBI's taxonomy places the organism in Eukaryota, Metazoa, Mollusca, Gastropoda, Neomphalida, Peltospiridae. The coding region runs from base 406 to 2019 and encodes 537 amino acids. The transcript is spliced from 13 exons.
GUUGUAACCACUACAACUCCAUCCGUUGGAAGCACUACAACUCCAUUCGUUGGAACCUCUACAACUGUAGGAGUUGGAAGCACUACAACUCCAUUCGUUGGGAGCACUACAACUCUGGGCGUUGGAAGCACUACAAGUGUAGGAGUUGGAAGCACAACAACUCCAGAAGGACCAUCCUGUUGGGGUACAUGGACUGGCUGGCAAGGAACAUGUAAUGGUGCACCAUGUGAUAGAGGCACCCGAUUGAGGACUAGAACUUGUAAAACGAAUUGCACAUGUAAUCCUCUUGAUGGAAGUCAAAGUGAACCCUGUUCCACCACUUGUCCACCUUCAGAGCAAUGUAAAGAAACAGAAAGAAAGAGCAGCAACUGCACUGAAGCAUGUGAUACCUGUAAAAGUUAUUACAUGCAGAGUACUUGCGUGAAUACACAAUGUACCGAUGGUGAAGAUGAAAAAUGUGUUUGUGCUGAAAACAAACUUCGAGACGAGUCUGGUGACUGUGUUCCAAAAGAAAAUUGUGAUUGUUACGAUACAAAUGGAAUGGUUAUAAAGAAGGAGGACCUGGGCCUUCGUAAUGAUACUUGCAUAGAAUGUAAAUGUGUAAAUCACAUAUACCAGUGUUCACAACAAGUUGGCUGUUGCAAAUAUUCUACAUGGUCUCAAUGGUCCAAGUGUGAUGCCAAAUGUAAUGAAAAGGCAACGAAAGAAAGAAGCAGAACUGUCUUAGAUGGACAAAUGUGUAAUGAGACCUUCGAGGUCACAGUAUGCAGUGGAAGAUGCCAAUGCGAAUAUAAUGGAACACUUUACAAUGAUGGUCAAGCUAUCAGUACAGGCGAAGAAUGUAAAGAAUGUUCAUGUGUGAAGGGUAACGUUGAGUGUAAAACAACGCCAGUCGAUGGUGGUAUCGGCCAAUGGACUCCAUGGAACUUAGCAGCAUGUCAGAAUGAUCACAACUGCAAGGACUAUGAACAGACAAGGACACGAGAAUGUAACAAACCACGACCUGAGUGUAAUGGCAAAAACUGUACUGAGAACAUGUUGGAAAAGAAGCCCUGUAGUGAUACACCAUGCUGUGAACCAAUGUUUACCAAAUGGAGUGAAUGUCCUCGCCCAUGUCACGAUGAAAGUAAAAAUGAAACACCUUUCCAGAAAACCAGAGUGAAAUACUAUCCCGACGGUGCUGCAUGUGGAAACAAUAAUACAGAAACCGAUGACUGUACAGAACCAUGUGAUUGUGUGAAACGAUUCGAAUGGAGCGACUGGGGUACAUGUGAUAAACAGUGUGGAGUGGUAAACGUCACUAGAUCAAGAGGAACAGCGAGUGAUGCUAGCUGUCAAUACCUUCCUUCUGAAGAGACCAAACAAUGCUUCAGCCACGAAUGCAACUGUACGGAACCAGACACCGUUUACACCAACACAACUGGGUGUGAAAGAACAUGUGCUGAACAAAUUCCAUCAGUAACCUGUGGCCAAUACUUGAAUUCUGGCUGCAUUUGUGUUGGAGACUUGGUACGCAAGGAUGGCGUGUGCGUGACAUCAGAUGAAUGCGAAACAUGCAAGAUCAACGGCAAAACAUACGAGAAUGGAGAAGAAAUUCCAAGCGACAACAGAUGUGAAACAUGCAAAUGUAAAGAAGGGUUUGCAAAAUGCGACAGUAACUGUGAGGACGUGAAGACUUGUUCAUUCGGAGAGGAAUCCUAUAACGAUGGCUGUUGCUGGAAGUGUCGACCUGUUGGCUCCACGUGUCAAAAGAUGCAGAGGAAUGAGACAAUACCGAUUGACAAAUGCAGAAAGGAAUACGCAACAACUGUCGACUACUGCGGAGGCGGAUGCGGAAAUGCAGAGACUGUGAUGGAUCCGCUUACUGGUCAAGUAACCUCCACCUGCAAGUGUUGUUUCCCAACGAAGCACAGCACAAAACAAGUUAACGUCACUUGUGAUAACAACGAAACAAAGCAAAUCUCGAUGAUGAUAAUCGAGACUUGCGAAUGUAAUAUGUGUGCUACAGAAAAGGUAUGAUUAUGCCUAGGUUUAAACUUAUUCCU